AUGCUAGGUGGUCCUGAGGAUGGUACUGUUAUCCCCAGUUUUGGUGGUCACAUGGCUGCAUAUAUUUGGGGCGGGCAGGAGCGCAAUGUUUUGCGCUGUUUGAGCAGGACACAGUUGUGUUCUGCAUUGGUUACCUGGCGAGGUCGUCUUGCACAGGAGCAUCUGGAGCUGAUUGACGGUAGUGGUCUGUCUCACUUACGAGGGAUCAUGUUUAGGCGUUUUGAUUGGCCGUUGAUUUCUGCGUUUGUUGAGAGAUGGCAGCCAGAUACGAACACCUUUCAUAUGCCAUUUGGGGAGAUCACGAUCAUGCUGCACGAUGUGUACCAUAUUCUUGGGCUUCGUGUUGAUGGUUCCAUGGUUUCCACUACUCCUAGCACGGACGUCAUACGGGACGCGUGCCAGGUUACCCUGGACAUGACUGCGGAAGAGCUGAACGAGAAGUGCGGUACGAAGACCAUUUGGCAGGGUAGUGGGGUGCUGACCGAGAGGAUUAUGGACUCGACCUUGGAGGAGCAGAGGCCCUUCAGUCUCCAUUACAGUGCCUACAUGUGGUUAGUACUGGGCGGAUGUCUGUUUUUGGACAAGAGUGGUAACCGCACUCAUCCUUCCUUCCUCAACGAGCUUGUUGUUGAGGAGCUGCAGAUUAGUGACUACUCUUGGGGUUCAGCUGCUCUGGCAUAUUUGUAUCGCCAGUUGGGUACGACAUCAAGAAAAGAUGUCGAUUCAAUCGCUGGUUGUCUCACGCUUCUGCAGGCGUGGAUCUACGAGUACUUUCCGUGUUUCCGGCCUCAGCAGGGUACCUUGACGAGGGAGCUUAGUAUUCCUCGUGCGUGUGCUUGGGAUGUGGGAUCGGGGUGCCCGAACAAGAGCAUGGAGCGCCUCCUCGCUUUUCGUGCUCGAUUGGAUCAGUUGACCGAUAAUGAGGUUAACUGGCUACCUAUUGUUUUAGGUGCCCUCACCAGACUCAGUGGUGGAGGUGCUACGGUCGCUCCUGGUUACAUGCAGUGGCUGUACCGAUUUUCUCAUCCUCGUCUUUCUCCUGGUGGGUCAUUAGAUGGGAGUAGCAGACUUCCUGAGAGGACUAACACGGACUAUUGGAUGGGUCGGUCCUUGGAGAUUCACCAGAGAUCACUGGAUGAGUAUCCCAGCAUGAUGCGUGAAACGAGGGCAAUGACUGAGCAACUGACAGCUGACUAG
Messenger RNA from Chenopodium quinoa (quinoa), 1197 nucleotides. Its product is annotated as protein MAIN-LIKE 1-like. Lineage: Eukaryota; Viridiplantae; Streptophyta; Magnoliopsida; Caryophyllales; Amaranthaceae. The transcript is spliced from 3 exons. The record is from RefSeq and is a predicted model, not a curated record. Bases 1 to 1197 code for a protein of 398 amino acids. Gene Ontology annotation, biological process: meristem development; meristem maintenance.